AUGUCUGCCACUGGGAUGAUCCACCUGAAUAUUUCAGUUACCAACGAUACAAAUUCUCGAUCCACAUCUUCAGAUACGACAAAGGAGUCUUUACCAUUUGUUAUUAGACCAAAAAGAGCGAAAAUUUUAAAAGAGCCUGUCACUGUCAGUGAGAAAGAGGGUAGGGUUCGGUUAGGGUGGGGUAUCGUUGUUCUUGAUCUUCUGAAUUCAUUCUCUUCAGGCACGCCCUUGUGCGUGCCCGAGUCAGAAGAAAAGCUUUCUAGGCCUUUGGGAACCAAGUUGUGGAGUCAAAUUGAUGAUCCAAACUACAAGCCAUUUCUUUUUGCCAGGAAUGGUUCAGAAACUGAAACCUUUGAUGCAUUCAGCUACUUCACUGAUGUAAUACAGAUGAUGAGAAAGAUGUAUGGGUUUAUCUCUCACCCACGAAAUAUCGCUGACAAGCAAAAUGUUUGUGAGUGGUUUGUGCACUUUCAUAUGUUGGAAACCGAAAUUAAGGAGUGGAAGAGCAAUCUACCUUCUAAGUACGCUUCUCUAUUGGAUUCAAGCACUUUGGGUACUGAACAACAUACCUUUGAAGAAAUUGCAGGUCUUGCUCUUUUGCAUUCUUCAUAUCACAUAGCAUUGAUCAAGAUGCACAGCGCCUAUGGAUACCCGCAUAUUGAAUCUUCAGCUUUCAAGCAUUCAGAAAGCUCGCGACGAAUAUGUCUCGAAUCAGUGGAAAGGGUAGCAUUAUUGGCUCAAAAUAUUAUGGAGCAAGAAAAAAAGAACGGUGAGAAAAUGCUUGAGAACUUAGGACCACACUAUUCUUUUUGUAUAUGGGUUUGCGCUAGAGUUCUGAUAGCAGACAGCAUUUUUAACCAGGCUGCAAAAAGCCAGUCAGAUCGGGAAAAUCUCAACAUGAAACUAAAGCUGUUUUGCGGAAUACUAUACGCAAUUGGGAAACAUUGGCAGGGAGCUCAAAAAUACUAUAGGAUUUUGAGGCAACUACAAAGUUUCGGAUUUGAUACCCUCCCUGCACCUGCAAACACGGAUUAUCCAGAAGGAAAUGAGUAUGAAAUACCUCCGUCACAGGCCAUCGCUGACAUGAGGAUCAAUGCGCAUCUACUUUCUCUCAUUUUGAACAAAAAUUUAACGAAAGAUCCUCAAAGCCGGAAGCUGCACGAUAGCCAAAAUUCAAUUAUGGAUAAAAAUGGUUUAUUAGCUUCUACGCAGUCAAGGUCAAAUAGAACCCAAGAGGAGAGUAUGCUUCUGGACGCUUUCCAAUUUGACACCAGCUCCUUUGGAUUUGAAGACCUACUUGGAUACUUGACUCAAAAUAGUAUUGCACAGGAGCCUCUUUAA
Molecule: messenger RNA, 1341 nt
Organism: Ogataea parapolymorpha DL-1
Lineage: Eukaryota; Fungi; Ascomycota; Pichiomycetes; Pichiales; Pichiaceae
Exons: 1
Coding region: 1-1341 (446 amino acids)
Cellular component (GO): nucleus
Source: RefSeq, a predicted model, not a curated record